This is a messenger RNA of Solanum verrucosum, 1512 nucleotides long. RefSeq names its product probable lysophospholipase BODYGUARD 3. Bases 20 to 1450 code for a protein of 476 amino acids. The record is from RefSeq and is a predicted model, not a curated record. Lineage: Eukaryota; Viridiplantae; Streptophyta; Magnoliopsida; Solanales; Solanaceae. The transcript is spliced from 4 exons.
CUUUUUCGGACAAAUUAAUAUGUCGAUUAUCGAAAGGGUGAAAUCAACAUUCACAAUGGCAGGGAGAAUAUUGAAUGAAGUCAUUAGCUUCUUUGUGUUCACAGUUCUUGACGUUCUUGAUUUUUUGCUAUGUUAUAUUUACAGAGUAAUUGAUUUCAUAGUUGAAGCAGAGUGGAAGCCCUGUUACUGCUCGUCGGUUAAACAAACCAUAACGAGCAGUGGCACAAUCUUGGUUUCCGAGUCCAAGAUUGUGUGUCUGACAUCUUCUUCUUCUAGCUGCAAUAAAUUGCAGCUAGAAGAGAUAUCAGACACAUUGUACACGCGAUCUUCGCUAGUAUCUGAAGUGUCGAAAUCUACUAUGAAUGAGCUUAAAAGGCUUAAAUUGGAGAAUGCUGCCCCAAUUUUGAAAAGAGGAACUCUGCGCUCAACUUUUACUGUUAACUCAUCUAUUGUCGAAAUGCUGCAAGGCAAAAUUGGUGGCUUAAAAUCAAAUAUUGUUCCAAGAUGGUCGGAUUGUGAUUGUAAAACUUGUAAUUCUUGGACUGCCUCUUCUAAAGAUUCACUUUUUGUCCAUGUUGACGGUGCCAAAGAGAACGUACAAGAAAAUGUGAUUUUCAUACAUGGAUUCAUAUCAUCAUCAGAAUUUUGGACAGAAACUGUGUUUCCAAACUUUACAAAGGCUACAAAAUCGAAGUAUCGAUUAUUCGCGGUGGAUCUACUAGGAUUUGGAAGAAGUCCGAAGCCAAAUGAGUCACUUUACACCUUAAGAGAGCAUCUAGACAUGAUUGAAAAAUCAGUACUAGAACCAUACAAUGUGAAAUCUUUUCACAUUGUGGCACAUUCAUUGGGAUGCAUAUUGGCACUGGCACUUGCUGUAAAGCAUCCUGCCUUAAUUAAAUCCCUCACUUUACUUGCACCGCCAUAUUUUCCAACUCCUAAGGGAGAAGAAGCAACGCAGUAUAUGAUGAGAAGAAUCGCGCCGCGACGAGUAUGGCCUGUGAUUGCGUUUGGGGCAUCGCUAGCUUGUUGGUAUGAGCAUGUUAGCCGAACAAUUUGCUUACUCAUCUGCAAAAACCAUCGCUUGUGGGAGUUUCUUACCAAACUCAUCACCAGAAACAGGAUAAAAACAUACUUAGUAGACGGAUUUUGCUGCCACACACACAAUGCAGCAUGGCAUACACUACACAACAUCAUUUGUGGUACUGCUGGAAAAAUAGAAGGAUACUUAGACAUGGUGAAAAAUCGUCUAAAAGGCAAAGUCACGGUGAUUCAUGGUGAAGACGAUGAACUUAUCCCUGUCGAAUGCAGCUACAAUGUACAGUCCAGAGUCCCUCAUGCUCGCGUUAACGUUGUCAAGAACAAAGAUCAUAUCACUAUUGUUGUAGGAAGACAACAAGCUUUUGCUAGAGAACUUGAAGAAAUUUGGAAUAAUAAUUCCACAAGUAAUUGAAAUAUUUUUACUAGUGUUUGAUUAUUUUCAACAUCCUAAAGAAAUGUUAUUACUCGUUACGU